AAGCAUGGCUUCCCGGGACGUGUACACCAUGAAAGAGUUCAUGGAGAUCAUAUCCAUUCAAGAGCAGACCUGUUUCCAGAAAUCGCGAUACGAGCAGUCCCGGCGGCGGAAGGAGAAGGAGGCGGAGGUUGACGACGACGACGAGGAGCAUCCUUUGGUUACUGAGAUGUUCGGCGAGCUUUAUUUCAGAGAGUCGCCUACUUCCACCCUGGAAGGCCUCUUCUCUCCUCCUCGCGCCGCCACGCCGGAACUCCCCGCCGCCGACCCCCUAGCGGAAGAGAUGCCGUCCGAGGAGACGAAGGCGGCGAGUGACGACGACGGCGGCUCUGAUGAUGAUCAUGGAAAUGGAAAGGACGACCAGACUCCAGAAUUGGCUUCACCGCCUCCAAAUUAAUGUCGUAUGUGAAUUAAUUUGUUUGUUUGCGUAGGGAAGAAAUGGCAUGGAUGCAAAUGGUGGGAGGCAUUCAUGAAUGGAUUAUUGAAAUAAUUUAUGUUUUAUUGUUAUUAUUGUUAGUUGUUGUUGUCAGAAGGUUGCUGUAUAUGUAUAUUAGUAUGGAGGAGUGGAGGACAUUGUCAACCUCCCUCAUGUUGUUCAUUAUUGUGGGUUAUGCUGUUAAUCUUUAAUAUAAUGUUUCUUUUCUUUUA
This is a messenger RNA of Ipomoea nil (Japanese morning glory), 645 nucleotides long. RefSeq lists its product as uncharacterized. The coding region runs from base 5 to 394 and encodes 129 amino acids. The record is from RefSeq and is a predicted model, not a curated record. The transcript is spliced from 2 exons. NCBI's taxonomy places the organism in Eukaryota, Viridiplantae, Streptophyta, Magnoliopsida, Solanales, Convolvulaceae.